AUGUAUAUUAGUAACACUCAGAAGUAUUAUGAUACGAUUUCUCCAUGCCAAACAAGAAAAGGCAAAGCUUUAAUAGGUCCAGUUGAAGGAAGAAUAUUUAAAAAGUUUUCAAAAAGGACAUCAGACCAGAUUAAAUCAAGUAAAAAAGAUAAGAAAUCCUUUGAUAGUGAUGACAGAUCUCCAUUUAAAGCAAGAAAAGAAAAAAGAAGUGUAUAUUCCUUUACAAGUGAGGAAUUUUCUCCAUUAAAAGCUAGGAAAGCUAGGAAAUCCUUUACAAGUGAGGACAGUUCUCCAUUGAAAGCUAGGAAAGCUAGGAAAUCCUUUACAAGUGAGGACAUUUCUCCAUUAAAAGCUAGGAAAUCCUUUACAAGUGAGGAUAGUUCUCCAUUAAAAGCUAGGAAAUCCCUUACAAGUGAAGAUAGUUCUCCAUUAAAAGCUAGGAAAUCCUUUACAACUGAGGACAGUUCUCCAUUAAUUGCUAGGACAUCCUUUACAAGCAAGGACAGUUCUCCAUUAAAAGCAAUAAAAGGUAGUAGAGAUAAGAAAUCCUUUGAUAGUGAUGACAGAUCUCCAUUAAAAGCUAGGAAAUCCUUAAAUAGCAAAGACAGUUCUCCAUAUAAAGCAAGAAAUGGAAAAAGAAGUGUGGAUAAUUCUUCAUUAAAAGCUAGGAAAUCCUUUACAAAUGAAGAUAGUUUUCCAUUAAAAGCUAGGAAAUCCCUUACAAGUGAAGAUAGUUCUCCAUUAAAAGCUAGGAAAUCCCUUACAAGUGAAGAUAGUUCUCCAUUAAAAGCUAGGAAAUCCCUUACAUGUGAAGAUAGUUCUCCAUUAAAAGCAAUAAAAGGUAUGCCCAUCUCCUUAGUUAUAAAGGCAAAAGAAAUGAAAGCUGAAAUUAUAGAGUAUCUGCAGAAUUAUAAGCCAUUUAAAUCAUUGCCAAAAGUUGGAGAUAGCCUGUUUAACCAUUAUGUUGACAACACUAGAGGCAUAUCUGAGGAAGUGAGAGAUGAAUUAACUUCAUAUCUUAGCUUGACAUAUAAAGACAUUUUCAAUCUAUCUGUCAGUUCUGACAUUCCAUCUAUGAUGCACAACACUAUAUCAUUCAUAAACAUCAUUCAGGAAACAAAGAUUUAAAUAAUCCAAUAGAUGUUUGCCCAAAUUUAGAAAGGACCAGUGAAACUACUGGAGAAUAUGAAAGGAUUGGUAAAAAUACUAAAAAGGAUGCAAUUACAGGACUUAUUAAUCAUUCAUCGACAAAAGAUAAAAAAUCCGAAAUAGGCAGAAAAAGAUCAGGAAAUAAGAAAAUAUAUACAGCAGAAUCCAAG
Molecule: messenger RNA, 1319 nt
Organism: Mytilus trossulus (common blue mussel)
Lineage: Eukaryota; Metazoa; Mollusca; Bivalvia; Mytilida; Mytilidae
Product: neurofilament heavy polypeptide-like
Exons: 10
Coding region: 1-1128 (375 amino acids)
Source: RefSeq, a predicted model, not a curated record